GUCCUGACCUCUCAAUUGGCUGUGGUACUAUUGACCACAUUGAUCCCUUCGGAAGCAUUGCUGAUGCCAGGGAGUUGUCGACUUCAUCACAGCCAAAAGAUGCAGUCGAGAAUAACCUCAUGCGCCAAGUUUUCCCGGCAUGCAUUUUGUGUCACUGAAGAGCUAUUUUGCAGUGGGGAUGUAAAAUACUCAGGUCAAUCACUUGGUCUCGUAAUUGCAGAAUCCCAGACACUCGCUGAUGCAGCAGCAGACAAGGUGAAGGUCACCUACAAAGACGUCAAACCCGCCAUUGUGACCAUCGAAGACGCCAUUAGAGAGGAGAGUUACCAUGCCAACCCUAUGAUAGAUCAUAAAACCGGAGAUCCGGAAGAUGCACUGAGCAAGGCUUCUCGCAAACUGACAGGCGAAUGCAGACAAGGAGGUCUUUAUCAUUUCUACAUCGAAAAUAACGUGGCGCUGGCUGUUCCGGCUGAAGACCGUCUAGACGUGUACAGUUCCUCCCAGGGCACCGACAUAGUUCACGCAGUCCUUUCCACAGUCCUAGGCAAACCCCUCAACUACUUCAACGUGUGCACUCCUCGAGUAGGCGGGGCAUUCGGGGGUAAAUCAUUUGGCGCCCUCCCUGUUGCUGCUGCAGCUGGUUUGGGAGCCUACAAACACAACAGGCCAGUGAAAUGUAAUGUUGGCCUGUCGGCGUCGAUGAGAAUGAACGGGAAAGACCUGCUUUGUGGGCGAAGUAUGAGGUGGGGUUCGACGACAGCGGCCGCAUCGACGUCAUCUCUUUCGAAAUUUACGUUAAUUGUGGCUACACUGCAAACUUUGCCUUCAUAUAUCACGAAAUCCUAACUCAUAUUGACCAAGGGUACCACAUCCCCAACUGGAGAGUGAAAA
This is a messenger RNA of Haliotis rubra (blacklip abalone), 891 nucleotides long. RefSeq names its product xanthine dehydrogenase-like. Gene Ontology annotation, molecular function: oxidoreductase activity; iron ion binding. The record is from RefSeq and is a predicted model, not a curated record. Bases 64 to 846 code for a protein of 260 amino acids. Lineage: Eukaryota; Metazoa; Mollusca; Gastropoda; Lepetellida; Haliotidae. The transcript is spliced from 10 exons.